Messenger RNA from Diaporthe amygdali, 1929 nucleotides. Its product is annotated as vacuolar fusion protein mon1. Lineage: Eukaryota; Fungi; Ascomycota; Sordariomycetes; Diaporthales; Diaporthaceae. The transcript has a single exon. Gene Ontology annotation, biological process: vesicle-mediated transport; protein targeting to vacuole. The record is from RefSeq and is a predicted model, not a curated record. Gene Ontology annotation, cellular component: Mon1-Ccz1 complex; fungal-type vacuole membrane. The coding region runs from base 1 to 1929 and encodes 642 amino acids.
AUGGUUCAAUCCGACGACGGCGCCGGCCGUAAUGAGCUGCCCGCUGGCAACAGCCCUCCAACAGACAUCGCCACAGAUGUGGAUGACGACCGGCCUCCUCCUUUACCCCCGAGAAGACCAUCGAUCCAAGUCGAUGCUGGCUACCUCUCGAAGCCAACCACUGCCCUUUCCUCCAUCGACAUCCAGACGCUAUCAUUCCCUGAUGGCUCACGAGGCACCUUCGAAGGCGGGGCUGGAGUCUCCAACUCCAAGUCAACAUCUCGGGUGCCCAGUGGCAGCGCGACGCCUGUUGAACUUGGAGGCUUCGCCCCAGGAUCUGCACUCCCUGGUCGGGGCAGCGAUUUUGGCGACGACUCGGUCAGCAUCAUGAGCUUUUCGCCGACUCUUCGACCGCCUGCGGACCUCGCCAGUCUCGUGGCUGGCGAGAUGAACAAGAACAGCAAAGCGUGGGCAAUGCUUAGGUCGCAGUCCGCCACUAUUCUGCCGUUUCAGAGGGCCAGUCUAACCGACAGGUUUGGAAAGUUCGAGAACGAAUUCGAAGAGAUACCGGCUGAAGGGGCUCUGAACGACGAUGGAAGGCUUGCCAUAUGGAGGUCCAAGCUGAAGCACUACAUGAUACUGUCCUCUGCCGGUAAACCAAUUUGGAGUCGUCACGGGGACCUGAGUCUUAUCAACUCGUCUAUGGGGGUUGUGCAGACCAUCAUAUCAUUCUACGAGGGCAUGAAGAACCCACUCCAAGGAUUCACCGCUGGAAACGCCCGUUUCGUUGUUGCGACGGAAGGACCUCUCUAUUUUGUUGCCAUCAGUAAGCUCGACGAGAGUGAGGCUCAGCUCCGGGAUCAGCUGAAGGCAUUAUACAUGCAGAUUCUCUCCACGCUGACACUCCCAACACUCACGAAGAUAUUUGUGAACCGGCCAUCAACAGAUCUGCGGACUCCACUGCAAGGGACAGAAUCGCUUCUCUCGUCUUUAGCGGACAGUUUUACGAAGGGUUCUCCAACCUCCCUUUUGGGCGCUCUGGAGUGCCUGAGAAUACGGAAAUCACAGAGGCACGCCGUCAACAAUGCGUUUCUCAAGACACGGACCGAAAAGCUGCUCUACGGUCUCAUUGUUGCGGGUGGGAAACUGGUCAGCGUCAUCCGCCCGCGAAGGCAUUCCCUCCACCCCAGCGACCUGCAGUUGAUUUUCAACAUGCUAUUCGAGUCAGGUGGGAUCAAGGCCGGAGGUGGCGAGAACUGGGUCCCUCUCUGCCUCCCGGCAUUCAAUAGUAGCGGCUACCUCUAUAUGUAUGUCAGCUUCUUUGACGAGUCUACGGCAGACGGGGCCAAACAGGCUGCCGUCGCGCCCGAAGACGAGAUUGCUAUUAUCCUCAUAAGCCCGGAUAGAGAGUCCUUCUACGAUUUGAAGGAGAUGCGCGACAAGGUCGCGAGCAGCCUCAAGAAGAACGGCAGUCUCGAUAUCAUCAAAGCAGCCGUCAAGGCCGGCCGGCCUCAGGUGGCAAAUAUUGCACCCGGGAGCCAGGUUAGCCAUUUCGUGUACAAAUCUCGGGCCAACGUGCAAUUCUGCAUGUCAUCACUGGAUCUAUUCUCUAGGUCAAAGGGGGUUUCGCCGAUGACCGCUGCUGAUGGCGCGGAUGAAGAUGGUGCAGAAGCAAGCAAUGGUGACGGUCUCGUCUCGCGCAGGCGCCUCAUGACGCUCUACCACCAGCUGCACGCUUCGGUCCACGCGCGUCACUCGCACCUGAAGGUACUGCACUGCGUCGGGCAGGAUGCCACCAGCCUGGCGUGGGUCACCCCGAUCUUUGAGUUCUACUGCGUAGCGGGACCAAAUGCUUCCCGGGCGGUAAUGACACAAGGAGCCAACAAGAUCAUCCAAUGGGCCAAGAAGGAAGAAGAGCGAUUAUUUAUCAUCGGCGGUGGCGUCUUUUGA